Molecule: messenger RNA, 589 nt
Organism: Ambispora leptoticha
Lineage: Eukaryota; Fungi; Glomeromycota; Glomeromycetes; Archaeosporales; Ambisporaceae
Source: the annotation of a GenBank genome assembly
AUGGCACUUAAAGGCAACAUCGAUAUCUUCCAAAUCACUGACAAGCAGUUCACACCUAAGGAUAUUGAAUUCACCUUACAUAAACCUCUUAGAUAUUCCCAAAAUAUUGAAGAAAGAAUCUUUUUAACUAACAAACCCCCUUUUGGUAAUUAUCAGGUUUGGGAUGAUAAGGAUGUAGUUAGUAAAGUAGUGGCUAAGCCUCCUCGGUUCUAUCAAAAGAAAGUUUAUAAUAGUGAUGAAUUUGGGGAAGAAGAAAUCAUUCAAGCCGUCAGCGAAGGAAUAUUUUUUGGCACCCAUCAGGCAAUAAAAUUUAAGAAAAAGGAAGAUAAAAAAAAGAACAGUGAUUAUUAUUUAAUAACUAAAAAUAAGCAAGUCCAAACCAUUUUGGAUAAUUCUCUCAUUAAGUUAGAAGCCGUUAAUUGGACCCGAGAUUUACAAGACACCCCACCUAACAAACUACAUGCUAAGGAAUUUGCCGACCAAGUUAAGCAUAAAUUUAGCAAGUUAAAAAAUAUUGAAGUAGAAAUCUUAGAUAAAAAACAAAUUGAAAAGAACAAAAUGGGUUUAUUAUUAGCUGUCAAUGCUGGUA